UCAGCUGUCACCGUUCUCGUUCGAUAAUUAUUAAUAUUAAUUAUAAAUCAAUUGAACUCAAUGGAAGCGACACCGCCAACGCCGUCACAGAUGUUGGCCUAUCUGGAGGAAUUCCGCAGCACUGGUGCCACCUCCGAACAGCUGCCCAACGACAUCUAUCGCAACUUUUUUUCCGAAAUCCUCGCCAAGAAAACAUUAGCGGCUGCCGCCAGUAAUUCCCUGCUAGAAUGUUUCGAUGCGGUGGUCAGCAAUCAGGAGGUGCCACCCCCUCCCACCGACGAGGAUGUCUGGAUCUUUGGCUACGGAUCGCUGGUGUGGAAGGCCGACUUUCCCUACAUAGACCGGCGGCGGGGAUUCGUUUGGGGCUUCAAGCGACGCUUCUACCAGCACAGCAUCGACCACCGGGGGAUACCAGAGCGUCCGGGACGCGUUGUAACCCUCCUGCCGGGUGAUCCCAGCAAGGAUCGGGUCUACGGCGUGGCCUAUCGCAUUGCUGGCAGGCAAAAGGGCGCCGUCUUGGAUCAUCUGGACUACAGGGAGAAGAACGGCUAUGAGAGGUGCAGCCUGCACUUCCACGAAUACCCCAAGACCUCAGCCGCGGGCGUAGAGCCCAUCCAGGUGAUCAUGUACGUGGCAACGCAGGCCAACGACUCGUAUGCCGGCGAUGUGUGGCAGGUUCCGUGCAUCGCCAGGCAGAUCUUCAGUUCCGCUGGACCCAGCGGUCCCAAUCGUGAAUAUCUCUUCAAUCUGGCCACGGCCAUGGAACAGCUAUUCCCCGGGGCUGUGGACGAGCACCUGGUCGAGCUGGUGGCCAGCGUGCGGCGCUUUAUAGACGAGGAUGAGCCGCAUCUGCUGGAAGGCGCCUUGCUGCAGGAGAUCUCAGCGGCGUUGCAAGAGGGAGCAUCAUCCCACCAGGACCAGGCGGAGAGACUCCACCAGCUAUUGGAACGUUCCCAGCAGCCGGGAGGACGCGAAUGGCUGCUCCACGGACAGUUGAAGCGAAAGAACGAGGCGUGACAUCACAUCCUCCUAGACAAUUACUAUUUAUUUGUGUAAAUACCGAAAACAAUGACGUGUUGCAUAGAAUUCCAGCGAAAAAGAGAGUAUUUUCGUUCCAUAAAUGUAAUUUUUUGUGACUCAGAAGGCCGAGCAGCAACGGCGAUAGUCUAUUUUUAAUGAGAAAUAAACAAAUUUAUUUAAAUA
Molecule: messenger RNA, 1203 nt
Organism: Drosophila bipectinata
Lineage: Eukaryota; Metazoa; Arthropoda; Insecta; Diptera; Drosophilidae
Product: putative glutathione-specific gamma-glutamylcyclotransferase 2
Biological process (GO): glutathione catabolic process
Cellular component (GO): cytoplasm
Molecular function (GO): gamma-glutamylcyclotransferase activity; glutathione specific gamma-glutamylcyclotransferase activity
Source: RefSeq, a predicted model, not a curated record